AUGGCGACGACUACAGACACCAAGAACUACAAGUUCAACCACUCGAUGCUUCGGGUCAAGGAUCCCAAGGCAUCUGUCAAGUUCUACGAAUUCCUGGGCAUGAGCUUGAUCAAGCACCUGCAGUUCCCCGAGGCCAAGUUCGACCUAUACUUCCUGGCCUACGACUCACCGAACGCCCUCUCCUCGGGCAACUCGACAUUUGACCGCGAGGGCGUCAUCGAGCUGACCCACAACUAUGGCACCGAGAACGACGACAACUACACCGUCAACAAUGGCAACAAGGAGCCGCACCGCGGCUUCGGCCACGUCUGCAUCAGUGUCGACAACAUCCAGGCCGCCUGCAACCGCAUCGAGCAGGCCGGCUACAAGUUCCAGAAGAAGCUGACCGAUGGCCGCAUGAAGCACAUCGCCUUCGCCCUCGACCCGGACGGCUACUGGGUCGAGAUCGUGAGCCUCAAGAUAGGCACCAAGGGCGCCGACGACCCCAACGAGCCCUCGGACCCCAGCGCCACCGACCCCAAGUCCUACCGCAUGAACCACACCAUGAUCCGCGUCAAGGACGCCCAGAAGUCGCUCGAGUUCUACCAGGACAAGAUGGGCAUGACCCUGUUCCGCACCGUCGAGCAGGAGGCCGCCGGCUUCAACCUGUACUUCCUGGGCUACCCCGGCGAGAAGGGCGUGCCGGAGAACGGCUUCACGGCCGACUACGAGGGCCUCCUCGAGCUGACCUGGAACUACGGCACCGAGAAGGACGAGAACUUCAAGUACCACGAUGGCAACUCGCAGCCGCAAGGUUUCGGCCAUAUUUGUGUUUCGGUAGACAACAUUGAUGCUGCGUGCCAGCGAUUCGAGACCCUGAACGUCAACUGGAAGAAGCGCCUCACGGAUGGGCGCAUGAAGAACGUUGCUUUCGUGUUGGAUCCUGAUGGCUACUGGGUAGAGAUUGUCCAGAACGAGCGGUUUGCUGGCAAGGCCAAUUUUUAA
This is a messenger RNA of Neoarthrinium moseri, 984 nucleotides long. RefSeq lists its product as uncharacterized. Gene Ontology annotation, molecular function: metal ion binding; lactoylglutathione lyase activity. The record is from RefSeq and is a predicted model, not a curated record. The coding region runs from base 1 to 984 and encodes 327 amino acids. The transcript is spliced from 4 exons. Lineage: Eukaryota; Fungi; Ascomycota; Sordariomycetes; Amphisphaeriales; Apiosporaceae.